Messenger RNA from Athene cunicularia (burrowing owl), 1195 nucleotides. It is a transcript of the gene SLC51B, whose product is annotated as solute carrier family 51 beta subunit. The coding region runs from base 326 to 1195 and encodes 289 amino acids. The record is from RefSeq and is a predicted model, not a curated record. Lineage: Eukaryota; Metazoa; Chordata; Aves; Strigiformes; Strigidae. The transcript has 7 exons. Gene Ontology annotation, molecular function: transmembrane transporter activity; protein heterodimerization activity. Gene Ontology annotation, biological process: bile acid and bile salt transport. Gene Ontology annotation, cellular component: plasma membrane.
AGACUUAGCCAACUGUUGCCAGUACCUGUGAAAGAGGGAGGCAAAAUCUCUGAUGGGGACUAGAGUGAAUCUCAACUGUUGGACUGGCCUUCACACAUGACUCAGUAGCAGAAUGAAUCACAGCUCAUAGCCUACUUAGAGCAGGAGGAAAGGCAACCUUGUCGCCGUAGUAAGGCACUGACGAGUGUUCAGAGGAGGCAUCUUCUGACAGCAGUGCUUAAAGAAGAAAUGUAACUUCCUCUCUGCUGGGAACUGCAUGUUUCUGGCAUCUGGACACUGACAGAACUCUGGCGAAGACGUGAUCCAUCCCAGCCCACAGACAAAUAUGAAGUUCUUCUGGAUAAUCCCAUUUUUCCUGCUGCAAGACACUGGAGCUUUUCUGAUGAAAAAUGCUAAAGUCAAGCUGUGUUUACAAGCCAGCCCGAUGAAUGGGAAUUUAUUUCUGGAGGACUGUAAUCCAAAGUCAGAUUUCCAGGACUGGUCUUGGCAAGGCGAUUCCUUGAUGAAUCAUGGCACGCAGAGCUGUCUCUCCGCAGUGGGGGCUGACAGAGUGCAGACAAGUCUCUGUGGCAGUGGGGGCUACACGAGCUGGGACUGCUUGAAUUCACUGCUCUCUCCUCUGGGCAGCAGCCAGGGCUACCUGGUGGCAAACAAGAAAGGAGUCACUCUCAGUAGCAUGGCAGGUCUGAAGGCCCGAUGGCAAGAUGUUGCAGGCAGGAGCGUGUGCAAUGAGAAAGCAGCCAAGGCAGAGCAAGACAGAUACUUCGCUGCAGCCCUUGCCAGCACACAAGUGUAUGACCACACAGCAGGCAACGCGACCCUUGUGUUGGGUAUAAAUCAAGAAGAGCUGGAGGAGCUGCUCUGGUUCUUCCGCAGAGAAGACUCAUCACUGUGGAAUUACUCCAUCCUUGCGCUUUCCUUCAUGGCCAUGAUUUUGGGUCUUUUCCUUCUAUCCAUUAACAUUGUGCAAAACAGAAAAAGGAAGAUCUAUGUGUUCAGAGAAGCAGUGCAAACCACUCAGCAGGCUGAGCUGGAAGCCAAGCAAGCCUUGAUGCCUCGGCAGGAAAACAGCCCGGAUGAACCCCGCAAGCAGGAGCCAGUGCCCCAGGAUCAGAGAUUGGGAGAAGUGGUGGUCCAGUGGAAGGACGGGACUAUCACAUCUCUGUAUGCAGAGAGCUCCGAGGAUGCCUUAUAA